GCAGGGUGGAGGCGCCGGGAGCAGCAGCCGGGAGCCCUCGCGCGCGCGGACCUUCACUCUAUGGGCACAGGGAGCCGCUGAGCGCGAGAAGAGCCCGCUGCCAGCGCCGCCCCGCACCUCGGACGCCCCGCACCUCGCGCCGGCCCGCUCGGCUCUCCAGGCCCGCGCCCCACGCCCCGCGCCGCCAUGAACCACUCGCCGCUCAAGACCGCCUUGGCGUACGAAUGCUUCCAGGACCAGGACAACUCGACGCUGGCUCUGCCGUCGGACCAGAAGAUGAAGACGGGCACGUCCGGCCGGCAGCGCGUGCAGGAGCAGGUGAUGAUGACGGUCAAGCGGCAGAAGUCCAAGUCCUCUCAGGCGUCCACCCUGAGCCACUCCAAUCGAGGUUCCAUGUACGACGGCUUGGCCGACAGUUACAGCGGCUACGGGACCACCGGACGGAGCAGCUACUACUCCAAGUUCCAAGCGGGGACUGGCUCCUGGGGCUACCCGAUCUACAAUGGGACUCUCAAGCGGGAGGCUGACAGCAGGCGGUUCAGCUCCUACAGCCAGAUGGAGAGCUGGGGCCGGCACCACCCCCGGGGCGGCUGGCCAGCCCCUGGCGCGGGCAGCGACAUCUGCUUCAUGGAGAAGAUCAAAGCCAGCCGCAGCGAGCCCGACCUCUACUGCGACCCCCGGGGCACCCUGCGCAAGGGCACUUUGGGCAGCAAGGUCCACAAGGCCACCCAGAACCGCUACAGCUUCUACAGCAGCUGCAGCGGCCAGAAGGUAGCCAGGAAGUUCCCGGCGCGCCCGCCCUCCUGCACCUCCAGGCAGGACCCGGGGAGCAUCCCGCCUGCCUCCUGCCACAAGGACCUGUCCUUCAGCCACUCGCGGGCCAGCUCCAAGAUCUGCAGUGAGGACAUUGAGUGCAGUGGGCUGACCAUCCCCAAGGCCGUGCAGUACCUGAGCUCCCAGGAGGAGAAGUGCCAGGCCAUCGGAGCCUAUUACAUCCAGCACACCUGCUUCCAGGAUGAGUCUGCCAAGCAGCAGGUCUAUCAGCUGGGCGGCAUCUGCAAGCUGGUGGACCUCCUCCGCAGCCCCAACCAGAAUGUGCAGCAGGCGGCAGCCGGCGCCCUGCGCAACCUGGUGUUCCGGAGCCCGGCCAACAAGCUGGAGACCCGGAGGCAGAACGGGAUCCGCGAGGCCGUCAGCCUCCUGAGGAGGACCGGGAGCACCGAGAUCCAGAAGCAGCUGACAGGGCUGCUCUGGAACCUGUCCUCUGCGGACGAGCUGAAGGAGGAGCUGGUCGCCGAAGCCCUGCCGGUCCUGGCCGACCGUGUCAUCAUCCCCUUCUCUGGCUGGUGUGACGGCAACAGCAACCUGGCCCGGGAGGCCGUGGACCCCGAGGUCUUCUUCAACGCCACGGGCUGCUUGAGGAACCUGAGCUCCGCGGACGCUGGCCGACAGACGAUGCGAAACUACACUGGGCUCAUUGACUCCCUCCUCGCCUAUGUCCAGAACUGCGUGGCAGCCAGCCGCUGUGACGACAAGUCUGUGGAGAACUGCAUGUGCGUCCUGCACAACCUCUCCUAUCGCCUGGACGCCGAGGUGCCCACCCGCUACCGCCAGCUGGAGUACAACGCCCGCAACGCCUACACGGAGAAGUCCUCCACUGGCUGCUUCAGCAACAAGAGCGACAGGAUGAUGAACAACAACUACGACUGCCCGCUGCCUGAGGAGGAGCCCAGCCCCACGGGCAGCAGCUUGCUGUACCACUCGGACGCCGUCCGCACCUACCUGAACCUCAUGGGCAAGAGCAAGAAGGAUGCCACGCUGGAGGCCUGCGCCGGGGCCCUGCAGAACCUGACGGCCAGCAAGGGGCUGAUGUCCAGCGGCAUGAGCCAGCUGAUUGGGCUGAAGGAAAAGGGCCUGCCUCAAAUCGCCCGCCUCCUGCAAUCCGGCAACUCCGACGUGGUGCGGUCUGGAGCCUCCCUGCUGAGCAACAUGUCCCGCCACCCAGUGCUGCACCGAGUGAUGGGGAACCAGGUGUUCCCAGAGGUGACCAGGCUCCUCACCAGUCACACUGGCAACACCAGCAACUCGGAAGACAUCUUGUCCUCGGCCUGCUACACCGUGAGGAACCUGAUGGCCUCCCAGCCACAGGUGGCCAAGCAGCAUUUCUCCAGCAGUAUGAUCAACAAUGUCAUCAACCUGUGUCGCAGCAGUGCCUCGCCCAGGGCUGCAGAGGCUGCCCGACUCCUCCUGUCUGAUAUGUGGGCCAGCAAGGAGCUGCAGGGCAUCCUCAGACAGCAAGGUCUCGACAGGAACAUGCUGGGAACCUUGGCCGGGCCCAGCAGCUUCAGGAACUUCACGUCCCGGUUCUAAGAGGAGGCUGCCCAGGGAAGUCCAGCUUCCAGAAGUGAUUGGACCCAGCUGAGAAGACCCAGGCCUUGCUGGAGGGGUUAUUCUGUCCACCUGUGCAGUAUUUGGAAACAUUCAAACGCAGCUGAGAGCAAACCGGGACGCCGCGGAUGAUGGAUUUAUUUUUAGAUUUUUUUUUUCCUUGGGGGAACUGACAGGCGAUGGGGGUUGGGGAGGGCGGGGGGGCUUUUCUUGAGUUAAGGGGGCUUACAUCUAAUGUUAAUACUUCUUUCGCUGAGAAAUGGUACAUAUACACGUUUGUCAUGUGUGUGUGCACGUGCAUGCACGAGUGCUGACAGCCGGACCUCAGACUGCAGAGCUGGGUGAGCUGCUGGCUUGCAGCCGGGCACGACAUGCCCUCGUGGGCAUGUCCGUGUACUGUUGGUUUAGCUGCCCCUGGUUUCCAAAGUGUGUCAUGCCAGGGCAGGGGUCCUCCCCAGGGCCAGGCCCACGAGGUGUCCUGCAGGGGGCGGGAGUAGCUGGGGCUGGGGCUCCCCCUCUUAGGAGGCAGCUUUGCAGGAAGGGAGGUUGGCAGGGUUCAGUGUAUCUCCUGGGAAAAUUGAGCUGUCUGAUUGUGGCGGCCUCCCCGCAGUGCCACGGGGACGGGGCUGGGCGGGGCGUGGGCUCCUGAAGACAGGCCAGGACAGGCUUGCUUGCUUUGCUAUGUGAAGUCUGCCCCAAGAGUCAGAGCCAGCGAGGGGGGCUGGCCACUCUCUCAGGCUGCAUGCCUGUCAGAGAAGCCUUGGCCUGUGAAGCCCCUACCUUCAGGGGGCUUGUCACCUACUUUUUGCAGGAGGAAGAAGGCAGCGUGGUGGUCACAGCCCAGGAGCUGUCGGGACGGCUGCUGGUCUUCAUACUCCUGGGGUGAGGGCGGUGGGCAGGCUAGGCUGGGCAGCGACCCGCUCCAGCCUCAGUGGGAAUUAGCCAAGAGGGUACUUCCCAGUGCAUGGGCCGACAUUCAAGUGAGUGGGUGUUUUGGGUCCUGGGAGCCUUGGAGGAAGGGAUUUGGCUAGAUCAGAAGGGACUGUCACAUCACAGCACCAGCCAGCCCAGCCAUGGCUGUCUCUGCUCCUUCCCCGGAGCCCCAGCCAUCUGUCCCUGCUCUGUGUUUGUGAAAACCACAGGGGAUGUGAUAAAAGAGGCCCAUCAGAGGCACCUGCCACACCGAGACCCCAACUCCUUUGCAUUUCGGGUGAGAAGCAGAGGAGGGGCCUCCUGAGGGAAAGGCUUGUGCAAAUAGCCCUGAGUCUGUCCUGCACGAUGGGGGCAGGCUGUGGCAUCCCCAGGCCUUCCUGGCUGCAGCCUCCCGGCCCUGCAGCAGCGAUGACGGGACGCAGGACGGAGCCUAGGUCCUCUGGCACUGAAGGUGCUCCUCCCUCCUCCCCGCAAGUCUCCUCCCCGCCCGCACUUCCCCCUAGUCCGGCCCCACUGCUCACCCCAGGAGGCAGAACCGGAAGCACCUCUGGGCCCAGGACCUGUCUGCUGGGACACCUGGCAGCGGGACUCAGGGGGCAGACACACAAUGACAGGCCGUGUGCGGCCGACCGGCCUCUGCUGCUGGGACUGUCACCCCCUCCCCGUCACUCACGGUGGACAUCUGCUCCUGGCCCGCGCCUCCCUCUCAGGGGGCAGCUGGUCCCAGCAGACUGUCCCGGGUGUAGGUUCGGGGUGACCGCUCUGCUGGCCCCCGGGGCCCAGAGGAAUUCGUUUCUUAAAGAAACGCUGCAGAGCCAGCAGUGGUGUAAGCUCUCGGGGUCCAUCAGUGGGCGCACAGACCACACCCCGUGCUCACAGGCUCACCUCCUGGAGGAAAGAAGAGGCCUGUGGUCCCCAGUGUGAGAGGACUGUCCAGGGAGAGAGGGAGACAGCCCCUGACAGUGAGCUCACGACCACCCCGGGAGGCGCCCUUCCCUCGGCGCGGCCCUGACUGCUCGAAGCCCUCCUUCCCUCGCAGGUGAGGAAGCCCAGCCCAGCCUUCGCCUUGGGGAUGGGCAGUUUUUCAGACCCAAGUAGGUGAGGGGGACAGUUAAGCCAGGCCUGGUUUGGUCAUCUCUCUUGUGACUUCUGCGGCCAGCCAACCGGGACUGUCACUUUGGAAGAGGCCAAACUGGGAAGGGCCUGCAGGUGCAUCUUCUAGAGACAGGAGCCAGGGUUCUGCUGGGCCGUCCGCAUCCAGGCCCCAGGGAGGCACAGCUCCGUGUGUCAGCUGCAUCUUGGCCUCAUGCCCCAGGCUCGAUACCCAAAACAAGACACUCCUACGUGGGGCCAAAGACACAGACCCUCAGUGUCUCUCUGUCCCUGCCCCGACCCAGGGCCUCCAGUGCUAGGGCAGAUCUGGUCACUGGCCACCAGCAGCCUGCCCAGUGGGGCCAGCCCAGCAGUGCGACCCCAGCUGCGGGAGGGGGCAAGCUGGGACGGCCAAGGCAGGGGCUCUGUCUAGGUGGGUGGGGUGCAGAAGGGCGAUGUCCAGGGCACUGCAGAUGUCCAGAGCCCCUCUGCGGCCACCCUCCCCUGUGUUCCGUGUUUGUAUAAGAACCUUGGGCUGGCUGGGCCCAGUUUCCCUGGGGGAUACACUAUGUGUUUGCUUUUUUGGAAAUACAGGGAAUCAAUAAAUUGCUGGCGUUUCUUUGAACAA
Messenger RNA from Camelus dromedarius (Arabian camel), 5041 nucleotides. RefSeq names its product plakophilin 1 (gene PKP1). Gene Ontology annotation, biological process: intermediate filament bundle assembly; cell-cell adhesion; cell-cell junction assembly. Gene Ontology annotation, cellular component: adherens junction; nucleus; plasma membrane. The transcript is spliced from 14 exons. The record is from RefSeq and is a predicted model, not a curated record. The coding region runs from base 187 to 2370 and encodes 727 amino acids. Gene Ontology annotation, molecular function: cadherin binding. NCBI's taxonomy places the organism in Eukaryota, Metazoa, Chordata, Mammalia, Artiodactyla, Camelidae.